Symbiodinium pilosum is the source of this 213-nucleotide messenger RNA. NCBI's taxonomy places the organism in Eukaryota, Dinophyceae, Suessiales, Symbiodiniaceae. The record is from the annotation of a GenBank genome assembly.
AUGCAGAAGAAGCAGAAGGACUUGGAGGCCAUGGCCAGUGAGAGGAUGGCGAAGGCAGCCAUCAGUCAGAUGAGCGGCGCCUCUCUCUCAGUAUGCAUCCUUCAGUGGCGUGCCUACACGAAGGAGAGCAAGCAAGAGCGGAGAGAAGCCGAGAUGCGAGACCAGCUACAGGAGGAAAUCCGACGGCAGAAGCGGGAAGCCGAGAAACUCAAU